This is a messenger RNA of Aspergillus homomorphus CBS 101889, 1869 nucleotides long. RefSeq lists its product as uncharacterized. Bases 103 to 1797 code for a protein of 564 amino acids. The record is from RefSeq and is a predicted model, not a curated record. The transcript is spliced from 7 exons. NCBI's taxonomy places the organism in Eukaryota, Fungi, Ascomycota, Eurotiomycetes, Eurotiales, Aspergillaceae.
GUCCGAAUCAAACACUUUAUACCAUCGAAGUAUAUUCUGAUUGUGAUAAGCUGGCCAUAUUGCGGGGAGCUCUGAAAGCGUUGAGAGCUUCGUGCUGCAAAAAUGGGGUUCGUGUUAGCCGAUGACGUUAUCUGUAUGAUCUUGGAUAUUUUGGGAGACGAGAUAGACCACAACAGCUUGUUUCAAUGCGCUCUCUCUUCGAGAUACCUCACUGCCCACUCACUAUCUGUGCUGUAUAAAGUGUGCCAUGCUUCAGCCGUACGGGGCGGGGGAACAGAGGAUGAACACUUCCUCAAACCUCGCAGAUUUCCUGCAACUGCAACAUCCUUCAAGGGCGAAAUAGACCCAGCAAUUCGGAAAUGGGCUCUUCUAUGGCGUUCCAUUGCCUUGUCCUCUUUGGAUCAGACUUACCUGCCUUAUUACGGCUACCUUCGUUAUCUGGAUCUGGAUGAUCUCGGAGAUCUACUCAAAGAUCCGAAGUUCACCGGGCAAGUACGCGAUGAUUUCUAUACUCCUGAACUCUUGGAGAUUGUGUCCCCCGACUACCAGCAGAAAGGGAACAAACGAUUACGGUAUUCAUCUAGGGCUUCGGAUCUCAGUGCCGAUUCGGUCAAGCUCAAGAUAGGCUCUGCCAUCGUGAAGAAGGCAACCUCCAUACGAGGAAUGUCUCUCAAUGUGCCCACUGAAACCUUGUUAGAAUGGAUCGAAGGGUUGCCUUUGUUGCAGUCGCUGUCGAUCUGGUCCGGUGAUACUCUAAGCCAACAUGCUGGUCUCAAGCUGCGACAAAAUUGCCCAAAGUUUAAACAGCUCACAAUUUAUUCAUGGAGAGAUCGCUCCCCAGGAACCGCCGAAGCAGAAUCGGAAGAACUUCUCAACGAGUUGUCCCCAAACACAUUGGAGUGCUUCGAGGUCAUUAGCAUGUGUCAGCUCGGACCUCGCACUAUCACGGCCUUGGGUUCACACCUUCAGUCGCUAUCACAACUAAAGUUGACGAGUCUAACAAUCGAAACUAUCGCCAGACUACCCUCAUUAUCAACUCUCCCAUCUUUGGAAGUCCUCGCCUUGACCGACUCGGUUCCAGCCGCGCGAGAUGAGAGAUUCUAUGCAAUCGUUUCGCAAGUUGCCGAGUGGAUAAGCAGUUGUAAAUCUCUACGGCAGCUGGAUUUUAGAAGAUUCGUCGAUGAUCCCUUCCUACUAUCACAGAUUUUGUCCAACGAAGGAGUCAGGUUGACCAGUCUCUCAUUAUCUGGGUAUACGAUGACCGGUAGCCGCGCAUUUCAUGAGGCCCUCGCCUGCCAACGGACUCUGCGAAGUCUCUAUCUCAGUGGCGAAGGAGCCUUUCCUUCCCAAGACAAUGAUAUACUAGUACAUGCACUGAACCAGAUGGGUGACCUACGUGAGCUGUACCUUAAAGACAUCUCCGAUGGCUUCAGCCAAGACCAUGUCAUGACCAUGACCGCGUCCCUUCCCCAUCUCGAAAGGCUUUGGAUAAGCGGUGACUUCUUUGACGAUACCGUGUUCCAAGCAUUCACACAUCUCUCAAAGCUUCAAAGCCUCAUGAUCCCCGCCUUUAGCAAGUUCACUGCAGAUGGGAUACUUGAUUUCAUCUCACAACUAGGCCCGGGUAAUCGAGGCUUCAGUCUUUCGGUUCUGAACGCAGUCGAUAGCGCUCUCGCUGAGGAGGCGCAAAUUCUGAUCAGCGAAACUAUUAAGGCGAGUCUGGACGGGUCAUUUGAUUAUGGAGUCAUACAAGCGGAUUACAGCGACACGGGUUCAGAGGACGGGAUUUAUGGGUGAUAUUGUCCUGAAUUUCCAGCAAGUUACUCGAUCCUCGAAUUGAUAAUGUCAUGAUUAUUCAGUGGCACGACG